Molecule: messenger RNA, 1149 nt
Organism: Drosophila biarmipes
Lineage: Eukaryota; Metazoa; Arthropoda; Insecta; Diptera; Drosophilidae
Gene: GIIIspla2
Product: acidic phospholipase A2 PA4
Exons: 2
Coding region: 82-708 (208 amino acids)
Biological process (GO): phospholipid metabolic process; arachidonate secretion
Molecular function (GO): A2-type glycerophospholipase activity
Source: RefSeq, a predicted model, not a curated record
AACGGCAGUGGUGUUUUGAUUGGAGAGCAAUCAGUUUCCGACACCGGGCGCUAAACCAAAAAAAACGUAGAACCCGACACGAUGUGGAUCCCGAACCCAAGCACUAUCUGUGUUCUGAUGCCUCUGGCGAUUUUGGCGACCUGGCAGCUGUGCGUUGUUCCCGGGACGGAUGCCAAGCACUUGGCCGCCAGAUCGCACGACCCCGAAACCGAAACCGAAACGGAACCCCUAUCCCAGGUCCACACACCUAAUCACAACAGUGCUGCAGUGCGUCGUCGUGAGCGGCGGCAGCUCUCGGAUUGGCUAAUCGCACCCAACACGCGCUGGUGCGGACGCGGCAACCUGGCCAAUGGCACCUACAACGACCUGGGUGGCGCCUCCAAGGCGGACAAGUGCUGCCGGAAGCACGACCACUGCAAGAUGUGGAUCGACGGCAUGUCCAAUCGCUACGAUCUCUUCAACUACCGCCCCUACACGCUGUCCCACUGCAGCUGCGAUCUGCGGUUCCGCACCUGCCUGAAGAUGGCCGGCGACGAGGAUGCGAACGCCAUCGGCAAGCUCUUCUUCAAUGUCGUCCAGACUCAGUGCUUCGGCCUGAAGGUGGAGACCGUCUGCGUGCAGCGCGGCGGCUCUGGCAAGGAGACCGAUCCCUGCCUCAAGGAGGAGGUGCGCCACAAGGCCUUCCUGCGCAACAACAAGCGGUUCUAAGAGUCCUAGCUUGCGCUCGAUGACCGGCAGGAUUGGAGUAUACCCAAGUCGCCUGCCCUUAUAAGAGGCGAACCAGCCGCCCCAGAGUGAUGCAAUUGGGUUUGAAACUCAAUGGGAAAGCAUGGCAACACACCAUAAACCAUCGUCAUCCGUACUUAGAGGUGGAGAGAUAGCCAGAGACACCCGUCUAUGUAUUAAGCCGUAUACCCACAUAUGUAUAUGACUUUCAAGUGCUAUUAUAACGCGUAGUAGUCGAUACGAUAAACACCUAGCUGUAGUCAAUCAAUCUAGUUUAGGCCGACGAAUCGAAUACAGGCUGCCAGAAAACCAAGUUUUUAACUAGCUGUAGACCCCGUAGACACCCCAUAAACACUGUGUGUAAUUAGUUGUAGACGUAGUAACUUAAUAAAAGGAAUUUCCAAAGAGUAGACAAAAACCUAA